ACGUGUAACAACACGGGGGUGAGGACAGCUCCAAAGUGCCUAUGUCACUGUUCAGGAUCAGGCUUAGGCUACUUGAAUCGCGUCGGGAUUUUUGAAAAUUUUACCCAGACUCAUUUUUGAUUUGGUAGCGGCAGACACAUCUUAAUUUAAAACAAGGACCAAACCCAAACAUACGAGAGUGAGACACCAUGGCGCAGUAGGUCACAAGCAGAAAGCAGAGAAACACCAUGAGACAAUGACAGCGCUUAGCAUUGGCUCACUUUACAUCAAAUUGGUUUGUGAAAUUGCAUUGUGAGGGUGAAUGUCAUUCUGUCAUCUUUUUUCCCCUUUCAGGUGUUAACUGUUCAUCUGUGUACCUGAUGCUGAAAUUUGUUCUUCUUUAAAUUGAGGAGACCAUUGUUAUGAUUCUCCGUGACUAAGUACCAUUCCCCCCAUCGUUACGUUACGUUAUAUGCCAAGCUGAUACAAUGAUGAAUUCUCAAAGUUUCUCAUUACCAACAAUGGUGCCCAGUAGCUCUGUUAUUAAUAGCUCCGUGACUAGUAACUUAUCAACGAACAAUCCACCCAGCAAAUCAGUUCUCAUUAGCAAACCGUUUAAAUGCUCUGAAUGUGGCAGGUCUUUUGCCCAGCUGACGGAGCUGGAGCUUCAUGAGAUGUCUCACGCUGCGGAGCGACCGUAUCGCUGCGAGCUCUGUGGAAAGACCUUUGCGCAGACAUCAGCUCUGGUGAAGCACCAGCGUGUUCACACAGGAGAGAAGCCUUACAAGUGUCCCAUGUGUGGGAAGACUUUUGCCCUGUCCUCUGGCCUGGUACUACACAAACGCAUUCACACUGGCGAGCGGCCCCACACCUGCCCGCUCUGCGGCAAGAAAUUCAUCUCCUCCUCCCACCUGGCCCUGCAUCUGCGCUCGCACACGGGCGAGAGGAAGUACAAGUGCAAUGUGUGUGGGAAGCUCUUCCUACAGUCCUCGCACCUUGUGAGGCACAAAGCAAUCCACACGGGGGAAAAGCCCUUCAAAUGUGAGGACUGUGGGAAGAACUUUGGGCGUGCCUCACACCUGAAGACUCACAGACGUGUUCACACAGGGGAGAGGCCUUUCAAAUGCACCCAGUGCGAGAAGGCCUUCACACAGAAGGCAGGACUGAUCCUGCACAUCCGCCUUCACACUGGUGAGAGGCCCUACAAAUGUGACAAGUGUGGGAAAAACUUCCGUUCCUCCGCUCACCUCAUGUCGCAUCAGCUCCUUGAGUCUGGGGAGAGGAAUUUCAAAUGUACCACAUGCAGUAAGGCCUUUAAGCAGGCCUCAUCUCUCAAACAGCACUUAAAAACACACGAAGCCCGCGAGCCUCACCGCUGUUCUGUUUGUAGCCGAACUUUUUCUAGGUCCUCUUAUCUCCAGCUUCAUAUGAGAACGCACAGUGGGGAGAGGCCCUAUCAUUGCAUGGUUUGCAACCGGACUUAUGCCAAAAUGUCUACAUUUGAGAAACAUUGUAAAAAGCAUCAGCAGGAUGAAGAGAGGUGUGACAUCAGGCCCAGAGCAAUGACUACAAGGGCAAAAGCACUGGCUGAAAAGAAAAGGCAGGAGCAGAAACAGCAGCACCAAGAUGACCGCCCAGAACAACAUCAGCCGCCUGACAGAGAGCAGCAACAAGAUGGAGAGCAGUAAUAAUCACUAAAACCAAAAUUGGGUGUGGUUCCCCAUGCCCCCACCCCAAAUGGGGGAGAGAGUGGCUGAGUUAAUUUCUAUCAAAUAAAAACCCCGUGUCACACCAGUGUUGUUCAAGAAAACAUUCUGAAGUGGAAUUCUGCAUCCUAAAGUUUCCUGCUCUGUCAGCUGUCUUCUCCCAGUGACCGGAAGCCCAGGAUGCAGGAUCGACCCAGAAAUUGUAAAUUAAAAAAAACAAGUUCCAGGAGUA
This is a messenger RNA of Terrapene triunguis (Three-toed box turtle), 1917 nucleotides long. Its product is annotated as zinc finger protein 664-like. The coding region runs from base 468 to 1667 and encodes 399 amino acids. The transcript has 2 exons. NCBI's taxonomy places the organism in Eukaryota, Metazoa, Chordata, Testudines, Emydidae. The record is from RefSeq and is a predicted model, not a curated record.